Messenger RNA from Tupaia belangeri chinensis (Chinese tree shrew), 348 nucleotides. RefSeq names its product 28S ribosomal protein S18c, mitochondrial-like. Gene Ontology annotation, biological process: mitochondrial translation. The coding region runs from base 1 to 348 and encodes 115 amino acids. The record is from RefSeq and is a predicted model, not a curated record. Gene Ontology annotation, cellular component: ribosome; mitochondrial small ribosomal subunit. Lineage: Eukaryota; Metazoa; Chordata; Mammalia; Scandentia; Tupaiidae. Gene Ontology annotation, molecular function: small ribosomal subunit rRNA binding; structural constituent of ribosome. The transcript has 2 exons.
AUGGCCACAGUCUGCCUUAAAGGGCCUGGAGCUCAUGAGGUGUUGUGUAGAAGUGGCUGUUCACAAUAUAGGCAGGAUACCAGCAAUGAACACCUUCCUGUUCCAAUUGAAAAUCCUUAUAAGGAGCCUCUUAAGAAAUGUAUCUUGUGUGAGAAACUUAUAGGUUAUAAGAAUGAACAGCUUUUGUCUCAGUUUAUUUCUCCAUUUACUGAAUGCAUUUAUGGAAGGCUCAUAACAGGUCUUUGUGAGAAGAAACAGAAAGAAAUUGCAAAAGUGAUUAACAGAGAAGCUCAAAUAAUGGGGUUUAUGCCAGUUACAUACAAGGACCCUGUGUAUCUCAGACUCUAA